GGAAGCCUGAGAGCAGGAUCUGUGUGUGAGUGAAUACUGCUUUUGGAUAGAACUGACUUGUCUGAGAGAGGCUGUUGGAUACUGGGAUUUUUGGCUAUGCAGGCUUGUUUAUAGUACCUUACUAUAUAUGUUGUUUCAUAUGUGGCUCAUGUUUGCUCAAUUUUUUGUUUGUGAUAGAAUCUAUUAGAAAUUGUAUUGUGGGUUGUGUAUCAUGAGAUUAGUGUAUUUGUAUUAGAACUUGUAUUGAGGGUAAUGUUUUAUUAAUUUAUUCUAUUACUCAAGAAAUAUAUUUGCUGUUAGUUGGUGUUAAAUAUCCACCCAAUUCUUAAUUAGAAUUUCUGCACAAAGCCUUCUACUCUUGAUAAUUAAUAUUUUCUAUUAUUGUCAAAAGCCUUGUAAUUAACUAUAUAUUUAAACAUGUUUCUUUAAUAGUUUCCUUCCCAUGUUUUCUUAAUAUUUUAGUUUAAGUCUUUUUGGGUUUUUUUAAGGGUAAUGUGAAUACACAUACACUGUCUCAGUUGACAAUUUCUCAUAGCUGUUGAAUAGCUAAAUUUUAGUUUCAUGCAUGGAUAUUAGAACACUUAUCUGAAGACAUAACAGAGACGGCUAGAAAGAAGCUCACACACAGCCAUGCUUCAGUUUUGGCUCCUGUUUGCGGUCAAUUUAACUGUGUGCCUCAUUAGUGAGGCACAUGUCCCUGCAAUUGUUCGGUAUCAUAUUUGGGAGGAGCAGCCAGCAGGCACAAAGGUGGGUCGCCUGUUGGAUGAACUACGUCAGAGGGGUGAGACCGGGUCAUUGGAGGACUUCCGGGUUGUGGAGCAUGGACAGGCUCUGCCAUUCAUAGUAGCCACAAGAGAUGGGGAGGUGUCAACACUGAGCCAGCUGGACCGGGAGAAUCUGUGCCAUGGGGAUGACCACUGCGAACUGGAAUUUAACGUGCUCUUUAGGAAGGGUGGAGCUGUGCACUUCCUUCGUGUGAGAGUGGAGGUGAUGGAUCUAAAUGACCACAGCCCUGCCUUCUCCAAUCCUGUGCAGGAGGUGGAGAUCUCGGAAACAGUGGGACUGAGGAUGCGGAUUCUGCUUGAUCGUGCUGAGGAUCCAGAUGCAGGUCCCAAUGGCCUGCAGACUUACUCUCUUUCUCCCAACCAGCACUUUGCUCUGGAUGUUCGUCCUUCUGGAGGUACCAAACAGCCAGAGUUGGUAGUUAUCAAAGAACUGGACAGAGAGAGACAAUCAUUUUUUGAGUUAACACUUGUAGCCUGGGAUAAAGGGAAUCCACCCAAGUCUGGGAGCACCAAGGUCCAAGUUAUAAUCCUGGACUCCAAUGAUAACAGCCCUGUGUUUGAGGAGAGUGCUCUGAAAGUGGAGCUUCCUGAGGAUACAGUGCGUGGCACAGUAAUUGUCAACCUUCAUGCUACUGACCCUGACCAAGGAGCUAACGGGGAGGUUGAAUACUCACUCAGUAAACAUGCUCCGUUAGAGGUGCAAAGGCUUUUUACUGUUGAUCCUCAAACAGGUUCAGUGGCCAUAAAAGGCCCCUUGGAUUUUGAGGAGAAACAAACCUAUGAGGUAGACAUCCAAGCCAAGGAUCGGGGGCACAAUGCUAUACCAUCUCACUGCAAACUGCAAAUUAGGCUUCAAGAUAUUAAUGACAAUGCCCCUCGGAUACACGUUACGUGGACACCUCCAGAUUCCUCUAUGGCUACUGUCUCAGAGGGAGCCUCAGAUGAGACCUUUCUGGCUCUUGUGAUGGUGUCUGAUGCUGACUCGGGGUCAAAUGGGGAAGUGCAGGCCUAUAUUCAGCAUGGAUCAGGCCCAUUCCUUCUCAAGCAAAUCCAUGGAGACAACUACAUGAUUGUUACUAAUGGGAGCCUAGAUCGGGAGCAGCAGAUGGAGUACAACAUCACUCUUUUAGCGCGAGACAAUGGAGUUCCUUCUCUCUCUUGUGUCAGGCACCUGACUGUUCGUGUACUGGAUGAGAAUGACAAUGCACCAGUAUUUUCAAAGACUCACUACAAGGGUGUCUUCAAAGAGAAUAAUGUACCUGGAUACCAUGUCUUGACUUUAAAGGCUCAUGAUGCUGACCUAGACCUCAGUGGAAGGGUGUCAUACUCAAUUAGAGAGUCUAAUGAACUGGGAACUGCAACUGCAUCAUUCUCUGUCCACCCCACCAGUGGGGCUGUUAUUGCCCAAAAGUCAUUAGACUAUGAAGAAUCACCCACAUACUCCUUUAUAGUGGAGGCGAUAGAUCAUGGCUACCCUCCACUGACCAGCAGUGCCACAGUAAUUAUUGAGGUUCUGGAUGUUAAUGACAACCAUCCUGUCAUCAAUGAACCACUUCCUAAAAAGGGUAUUGCAGUGGUUAGUGUACCAGUUAACGCUGAAAAGGGUGAAAUUGUGGCUGAAAUUGGUGUCAAAUUUCAUGGAACCCUGCAUCCAAAGAGAAAUCAUUCUUCUCACCACAGGCCUGAGGGUUUUCUGGCCACGACAAUUCUGGCCAGUGAUCCUGACUCUGGUCUCAAUGGAAGGCUCUGUUUCAGAAUUGCAGAUGGAAACCCCUCCAGGCUGUUUUGGUUGGAUGAAACGACAGGUCAGUUAUAUGUGAACACCACUAAUGCCACAGAAUUGAUAGGCAAAGCUUUUAAAUUGGCCAUUGAAGUAUCAGACAUGGGAACACCCACACUUGUCACGAGGACAACCCUGGAGGUCACAUUCAUAAAUCUUCGUGACCACCUUAAAAAUUCUUCUCCUGGACAUCAUGCUCAGUUCAGCUUCACAGUGCUUUUAGCUAUCUGCUUAGGAGGAACUUGCUUGCUAUUGCUCUUAACUGUGGCUCUGGUUACCACCUUCUGUCGCCCAGAAAAACGAGACAACCAUGCUUACAACUGCAGACAAGCUGAAUCGUCUUACACCAGCCACCCCCGCAGACCACAGAAGCACAUUCACAAAACUGACAUACAGCUGGUACCUGUCCUAAGGGGUCGGAGAGAUGACCCACCCAACGAUGAGGCCCAGCCCCUCACAGCUGAGCCGCCUCUGCCGGAAGACGCUCGUCCACAGGGCCAGCUGAGUCUUUCGCCCCUGCUUGCGCGCAUGGCACAAAGCCAGGCUCGUCAAGAGAAUGAUGGGACCCUUUCAUUCACACAGAGCAAGACACUAAGGAAACCUGGGAGUAUAGACUUAGACUGUUCCCAUACUCCUGCAUCACCCUACCGAACCCUACGCAAAGCCCGAAAUCCUUCUGCCUCCUCAUCCUCACACUCUCAGACCAGCACACUGAGACGCAACAAGCCUGAAGAGGUCAUCACCCCCACUGUCCCCUUACAAGUUAGUGCCUCUGAGCCUUUUUCACAGGCCACCCUGCGGAGGCAAAAGAACUCAGAAAGAAAUGGAAGGCUAGAAGAACAAGACCACAGACAGAUACUGAGGAACCUGGUGCGGUUGUCCAUGGCUGCUCUUGGAGAUAAUUCAAUCGAGCUCUCUUCUGCUUCACCUGAAGUGCAGCAGGUGUCACAGCUGUUGUCUCUUCUGCAUCAGGGGCAGCUUCAACCUCGACCAAAUUUCCGUGGAAACAAAUAUUUCCACCGAUCUGGCCGGUCUGGAGUGCAGGAUGCUGAUUGGCUGAGUACCAAGGACAGUGGGCAUGGGGAGAGUGAGCCCGGGGACGUGGACUGGGAGGCAGGCAGGGAGUCUCCCGUUGACCCGCUCCUGGAGGAAGGCCUCAAGAGCCUGCUCAAUAACCCUGAUGAUGUGUUCACAGACGUCCCUGACCCUGCGUGGAUGGCACGACUCUCACUUCCACUCACCAGUGACUAUCAUGAAAACCUUUAUGUCCCUGAUGGGCUGCCAUCCCCAGAUGGCCAGGGCCCUACCUUGGGCAGCCCUGAUGACUCAGCCUCCUUCUCCACCUUUGGUAAGACACCCGAAAAUAGUAGCCCAUUGGGAGGUGAAGCCCUGCUGUCUGAAGUGAGCACUCUGUUCGAGAUGCUGCUGACCCAGAAGGCUGAUGCCCAGCCCCGUCCACCAGCCGACAUUCUCUACAGACUCUCCACAGCCUAUCGCCGAUCCCUUGGCCUGGACAUGCCCCCUGGUGGGGGCUCCUCGUCCAUGCAUCAUCCAGGCCCAAAUGAAAAACAGCACACAAUGCACUAUGCAACUCUAAACCAUUAAAACCUUGGCAACAUAUGUACAGUGUGAACUUAGUGCUUCCCUUUCUGUUGCCAGUGUAAUUUCUUACACUGAUCAUCUCUGUGUUCUGCACACUGAUAAGCUUGGACUUCCAAACUGCUCAAAGCCAUUGUUGGGGUUUGUGAACAGCUCUUUUGAAUACAUGACCAUCAGUCACUCAGCCAGGACUGGCUAGCCCUGGCUAAUGUCAAGACAGCACACAAUAAUCCCUGUCACAUUGGCCAUAAACUUUAUGCACUAUGAGCAGCAGACAUACACUGAGAUGGGGGAGGAGUGACCCACAUGGACAAGGAAAUGGGCCUUUGUGCCCUUUUAAGACUAAACACAAACAGAACGAGUCCUGUCUCUAAGGAGGAAUGUGUGAAACUUUGCUACCACAAUGGACCAUAAGCAACACCACUUCCUGUGACCAGACUCUCAGAGGCCAGACUCUGUAACCUAUCGAUUAUUAUUCCUUGUCUUUUGUAAAUAUACCAAUAAACAAAAAAGACAAUAUAUGGAGAUUCCAGGGGGAUUCUAAGCAAUAUAUUUACUACAGACUUAAUACAAUUUAUUUUUUAUUUUUUGUCAGGGCUGGCAUAAAUCUAUCCCUGAACAUUUUGAAGAACACAUUCAAGUUGCUGCAGCUAUAAUUUAACUGGCAAUUUCCUGUUGUUUGUAGGGAAAGGAGGGACAGGGAUGGGGCGGCACAGGGACACACACACACACACACACACACACACACACACACAGACGACACACAGACAUCAAAACAUUAAUUUUCCAGAUUAAAUAUGUGAACUAAUUAGGAAAGGUGCUAUAAGUUAUUGAUUAUGAAACCUCAAGACUUAAGAUGUAGUUUUUUUUCAGUAUACAUUACUUAGGAAAUGUUCGUUUUUUUUUUUUACC
Messenger RNA from Electrophorus electricus (electric eel), 5076 nucleotides. It is a transcript of the gene pcdh12, whose product is annotated as protocadherin 12. Gene Ontology annotation, molecular function: calcium ion binding. Gene Ontology annotation, cellular component: plasma membrane. Lineage: Eukaryota; Metazoa; Chordata; Actinopteri; Gymnotiformes; Gymnotidae. The record is from RefSeq and is a predicted model, not a curated record. Gene Ontology annotation, biological process: homophilic cell-cell adhesion.